CACGCCUCCCAGGGAGUCACGUGCGCCCCUGGCCGCUCCCGUCGUAGACCCCGUGCUGCUGCUGGUAGAAGGAGCCUGGCCGCCGCCAUUUCGGGGAGUCGCAGGUUUGCCAUUAGACGGCCUUCGAGUCAUUUUACCGCCCUUACUCUGCACUCCGCCGCCUCAGCUCUCGGCCUGGUCUCUUCUCUUCUUCCACCACCCCUCCCUGGUCACCCCUUUCCUUCGCCUCAUACUCGCUGCUCUGCCAGCUGUGUAACGAAGCGCUCUUCUCUUUGUAGAUCCAUCGCCAUUUUCCUUCCGACCGUAAACAAGGCCGAGGCCUAGCUUUGACCACUCCUGACAGAGGUUCGCUUCUGAGCAAUCAAAAUGGCCGACGACAUUGAUAUAGAAGCUAUGCUGGAAGCUCCUUACAGGAAGGACGAGAACAAACUGAACAGUGCCAAUGGACAUGAAGAACGUAGCAAAAAGAAAAAGAAGAGCAAAAGCAGGAGUCGCAGUCGGGAGCCGAAACGCAGCCGAAGUAAGACUCGUAAGCAUAGUAAGGAGCGCGAGAAAAAAAGAAGCAAAAGCCGAGAGAAGAAACGUAGCCGCAGUAAGGAACGACGAAGGAGCCGUUCGAGAAGUAGAGAUCGCAGGUUCAGAGGACGAUACAGAAGCCCAUACUCUGGACCCAAAUUUGGAGGUCCCAUGCGUGGAAAGAUGGUACCACAUGGUGUGAAACUAAGGCGCAGGUCAAAGAGCAAGAGUCCUCAAAAGAGAGAGAAAAGCCCUGUAAGAGAACCAAUUGAUAACCUUACACCAGAAGAAAGAGAUGCACGUACUGUAUUUUGCAUGCAGUUGGCAGCCAGAAUUAGGCCAAGGGAUCUUGAAGAGUUUUUCUCCACUGUGGGAAAGGUCCGUGAUGUCCGAAUGAUUUCAGAUAGGAAUUCCAGGCGUUCUAAGGGCAUUGCUUAUGUGGAGUUUGUUGAUGUCAGUUCAGUACCUUUAGCCAUUGGCUUAACUGGACAGAGAGUCUUGGGUGUUCCUAUUAUAGUACAAGCCUCUCAGGCAGAAAAGAACAGAGCUGCUGCUAUGGCCAACAAUCUACAGAAAGGCACUGCAGGACCAAUGAGGUUGUAUGUUGGAUCUCUACACUUUAACAUUACAGAAGACAUGCUUCGUGGAAUAUUUGAACCGUUUGGUAGGAUCGAAAGCAUCCAGCUUAUGAUGGACAGCGAGACUGGCCGUUCCAAGGGAUAUGGAUUUAUUACUUUCUCAGAUUCCGAAUGUGCCAAAAAAGCUCUAGAACAGUUAAAUGGCUUUGAGCUUGCUGGACGUCCUAUGAAGGUUGGUCAUGUGACGGAGCGCACUGAUGCUUCAAACGCCAGUUCAUUUUUGGAUAGCGAUGAGCUUGAGAGGACAGGAAUAGACCUGGGAACUACUGGUAGACUUCAGCUUAUGGCAAGGCUGGCUGAAGGUACGGGUCUUCAGAUUCCCCCAGCUGCUCAGCAAGCUUUACAGAUGAGUGGGUCAUUAGCUUUUGGAGCUGUAGCAGAUCUCCAGACAAGAAUUACACAACAAAGUGAAGCUCUUGCUGCAGCCGCUUCUGCUGCGGCCUCUGCUGCCAUCUCAUUGAGCGCAUCCACAUUACCUGUUCCAGCAGCGACUCAGCCACUCGCUACACAGUGCUUCCAGUUGUCAAACAUGUUCAAUCCUCAGACGGAAGAUGAACAAGGCUGGGACCAAGAGAUAAAAGAUGACGUCAUUGAAGAAUGCAACAAACAUGGAGGAGUUGUGCACAUUUAUGUAGACAAGAAUUCGCCACAGGGAAAUGUUUAUGUGAAAUGUCCAACCAUAGCAGCUGCAAUAGCUGCAGUUAAUGCACUACACGGGAGGUGGUUUGCAGGUAAGAUGAUCACAGCCGCGUACGUCCCACUUCCUACUUACCACAGCCUCUUCCCAGACUCCAUGACCUCAACUCAGCUUUUGUUUCCCGUUCGUCGAUGAAACAGACUGCAACAGUUUUGUACAUAGCUGUUUUUUUUUUGUUUUUUUUUUUCCUGGUGUUGAGAGAGGAGAGAGUGUUGUCAAAAUUUGUCAUUUUAUUUAGCUCCAAAUGAAGAGGAAUGGGUGUAACUUUGUGUAAAUUCUAAUACCUUCAAAUUUAAAGGAUGAAUGCGGUGUAUUGGCUAACCAGCAUUCUGCCCCAUCCAUUUGCUGUGCUGCCUUACAUCCUGAAAGAUCUAGCUCAGACAGUAGAAGGGAAAAAGGGCACUGGGGAAGUGAAAUGCCUGAUAUGUUAAGAUUUCACAUCAAGAGGACCUGUUACAGAUGUUUAGCAGAUAUUUGUUUUCACCAAAACCUAGAAGUUUGAGAAAAAUCUGGGAAUUCAUAACUGCGAGUUUUAAGUCUCGGAUAUUACAUUUAUGUAUCUGUGAAUUUAUUUUGUACAUAGUGUCAUGGUGUUUCUUACAUACCAGACAAAAUCUCAGCUGUUUCCAGGCUUUUUUUUUUUAUCUUUAAAAGACUAGUUGCUUAAAAGCCAGAUAGCUGCCAGGAAAUGCCUGACAUUUUGUCUGGUUGCAUUUAAUCUUUUGCUCUUUAAGCUCUGUGAGCUCUAAAAUUAUAUAUUUUUUUUUUUUUGUUAAUUUUUCUGUGUUUGAAGAGACUGCUUGAUAUUUCUAUUCAACUUUCAUAUUUCAACUAUCUUUGUAAAGAAGCGCUCAAAA
Nanorana parkeri is the source of this 2708-nucleotide messenger RNA. RefSeq names its product RNA binding motif protein 39 (gene RBM39). The transcript is spliced from 17 exons. Gene Ontology annotation, molecular function: RNA binding. The record is from RefSeq and is a predicted model, not a curated record. Gene Ontology annotation, biological process: mRNA processing. Bases 367 to 1986 code for a protein of 539 amino acids. NCBI's taxonomy places the organism in Eukaryota, Metazoa, Chordata, Amphibia, Anura, Dicroglossidae. Gene Ontology annotation, cellular component: nucleus.